This is a messenger RNA of Naegleria gruberi, 4260 nucleotides long. RefSeq lists its product as uncharacterized. The transcript is spliced from 5 exons. NCBI's taxonomy places the organism in Eukaryota, Heterolobosea, Eutetramitea, Acrasida, Naegleriidae. Gene Ontology annotation, molecular function: protein binding. The record is from RefSeq and is a predicted model, not a curated record. The coding region runs from base 1 to 4260 and encodes 1419 amino acids.
AUGUUAUUCAGAAUUACAGUUGUUAAAUGUACUGAUCUUCCACCCAUGGAUGCCAAUGGACUAUCCGAUGGUUUUUGUGAAUUGUGGGUUGUCAAUUCGAAAACCAACAAAUACCUCGAACCACCAAAGAAUCAAAAUGAAAUUAAACGUACACAAAUUGUCAUGAAGAAUUUAAAUCCAGUCUUUAAUGAAACUUUUGAAUUUGAUUUUAGUGAAAAGUUGAAGAGACGUGAAAUUGAUUUUGCAACAAGAGUAUCAGAGGAAGAUGAUAUUGAUGAUGAUUAUAUUCUUGAUGAUCCGAUGGAUAAUUUAUUAAUGAUUAGAAUUGUUGAUUAUGACAAAUUCACAAAGAAUGAUGUAAUUGGAUUUGUUCUACUUCAAGUAUUCGGAUUGAAUUUAAAACCAAAUGAAAAGCAACGUAGAACUUUUCCAAUUGUUGGUUCUGAUCAGGGUUCUAUUGAAUUGAUUAUUGAAUCUGUUUAUGAUCCAAAAUCAAUGCAAGGUUCUAGUUUUGCUAAUUUACCAGCUGUUUCCUCACUUUCAUAUGAAGCUGAUGCUCCUUCAAAUGUUAUCAUGACAGUUGGUCCAGUGAUUGGUUUAGUAAAGAGUACUAGUGCUAGAAUUCUUGUGGAAUGUUCGAAAGAUUUGAUUAAUAAUAAUGAUUCCGAGUUGGUAUUGGAUGUGGUUUGUUAUCCAAUUUGUGAAAGAUCUCAUUUAGAGAAGAGAGAUGAUUAUCUCAAUAAGCGUUUAUUGCAUCUACAUAUGCAUGAUACUCAUGGUUCUUAUCAUGAAGCUAUUCUUAAACGUUCACUUUUAACAAAAUCAAAGAGGGAAACUCUUAAAGCAACUAAUAUAAUCAAAAAGAAGGUCAUUAUUCCAAAUGCCAACAUUCCACACACCUUUACAAUUGAAGGUUUAUCUCCAGAUUAUGUUUAUAGAGUUGAAUUCCCUAAUGUUGUUAAUACCAAGACAAGAGUUGGUAUUAUCAAGACAAUGGUUAGUGAUAAUUUGGGAAAUCUCAAUACUAGAUCACACCAUUUGAACACGGCAGCUGUUAGUUGCAAUUUAAUUGAAAGACGUAUUCCUGAUAAGGAUGUUUGGGAAAGAAUGUUAGAAAAAGUUGAUGAACUUGACAUUUUAAUGCAUUGUGGUGAUCAAAUUUAUAGUGAUUGUGGUCACAAUGCAUUCGAUGAAGCAAAAAGAAUUUGUGAUGGUAGAAUUAAACUUGAAAAGGAUGAGGAAAAUGAAAUUAAGGAACUUUUUAGAAAGUAUUACAGAUUAAAUUGGAAUCACCCUCCAACUAGAAGAAUCAUGUCUCAAGUUUCAAAUUUAAUGAUCUUGGAUGAUCAUGAAAUUAGAGAUGAUUGGGGAUCUGAUGAAUGUGAUAAGGAUAAGGGAUCUGUUGAAUAUUAUAUUGGUAGAUUGGCACGUGAAGUUUAUUGGGAAUAUCAAAGAAGUCUCAGAGAAGAUGUCCUCUCAAUGAAUUAUGAGGAAACUUUCAAGAAACAUGAAGGAUAUUAUCAUGUGUUUGGUGAUUAUGCAAUCUUAUUCUUAGAUUUGAGAGCUGCUCGUUCAUUCAAUUCAGAAUUGUCAGGAGAUAAACCAUUCCUAACACAACCUCAAUGGGAUGAUUUAAAUAAUUGGCUUUUCAAGGAUAAUAAUGCCCUUGCUUCUGAGAAUAUAAAGGCAUUGAUUUGUGUCUGUUCCGUUCCAUUAGUUUUCCUUAAUAAGAAGAUGACUGAUAGUUUACCAAAGAUUACUUCUAAACUUUCAGAUAUGAGAGACCACUGGAAUUAUGGACAUCAAUUUAAUGAACAAAUUGGUAUUCUCAACUCAAUUAAUAGAUGGAAGAAAGAACAGCCAAAUAGAGAAGCAGUAUUUGUUGCUGGUGAUGUACAUAUUGGAGGUGUUACUGAAAUUAUGUAUAAUAAUGAAAUGGUAUUGAAACAAUUAACCACUAGUUCUGUUUCUAACAAUGAAUUUUCAUGGUGUUUAGGAUUAUCAAUGAGAUUUAUGCUCACUAAGAGUUCAGAACUCAAAGAAGGUUGGACAUUUAAACAUCAAAAGUGGACAAGAAAACGUAAUUAUGGAAUUCUUAAUAUUGCAACAGACGGUGAAAAAGUUACACCAGUGAAUUUAUUGUCUGAAGGCUACACUAAGGAUCAAGUUGCCGAUUUUGAAACUCAUCCCCAUCCAUCCUAUAGAUCUAAUAAUAGGAAAAUUUGUUUAAGACUUAAAGAAUUGUUUAACAGGAUUGAAUUGGAAAAUCUGAUGGAACAUUUGGAAAAACUCCAGUUUCAUUCUUUGGAAAAGGAAUAUCCAAAAGAAUAUAGAAAUUGUAAGAGAGUUUUAAUUAAGAGCAAACCAAUGGCAGAUGCUAUUUGGAAUAGAAUUAAACCAAUGUUGAAGGUUUCAGAUUUUAAAGAUUUGAGACCUUAUGGAUUUGACAAUGAAGGAUUGUGGAAACCUAUUGGAAUUAAUGAAGUAUUAAGAAUUUCAAAAUAUGAGGAGGGUGGAUAUUUCAAACCUCAUAUGGAUGGUCAAUUUGUUAUCGAUGAUAAUCGAAAGAGUAUUUUAACUGUAUUAAUUUAUUUGAGCCAAAGUUUUAGUGCAGGAACAAAUUAUUAUCAUUGUAUUGAAAAGAAAGAUAAUUCUCUAUUAUUGCAACACGUACUCUCUACUAAUUGCAAUAUUGGUGAUUGUAUUCUUUUUAAUCAUGAAAUUUUUCAUAGCGGAGAGCCAGUAGAUUAUGGUACCAAGUAUGUACUCAGAACUGAAAUUAUCUUCCAACGUGUAGAUGAGGAUAAUGUUUCUCGUACUGAUUAUAAACUCAGUCAAGAAUAUCAGAAUAUUAAGAACCUUGUUGAGGAAAGUGAUAGAUUGGAAAAAGAAGGGGAUAUUGAAAAAUCUACCAAAGUUUACCUUGAAGCUCAAUAUUUACAAAUGAACAUUUCAUCAAAUCUUCAAUGUAGUAAGCCAAGCUUUUUGGAAAGCACACUUCCAUCAGAGGUCUUAUCACUAAUUUUCAGCUAUCUUACUCCUACAGAGGUCUGUACGAGUAUUGUCUAUCUGAACAGGAAUUUGAAUGCGAGUGCAAGAGACCAAUACACUUGGAAACAAAGAUACAAAGACGAAUGGUGCGACAUCUCAAAAAAUGGGUUUGACUAUAACUCUACCAUUAUGAAAAUGGAAGAGGAUAUAUUUCAUGACCUCACAGAUUGGUUUCAUUUAUUUGUUUCCAGGAAAAAUCUUGAUAAGGAAUUUUGUGCAUUUAUUGUUAAUCCAGGUCCAAAUUAUUUCAGGUAUGCCCUCAAGAGUGAUUCAAAUAUGAGAUUUGAGAUUUCAUAUAGUGGAAUUGGAAUACAUAGCCAUUUUUUCUUUCCUGGAAAAGGGCUUAACGAUCUAUUUCUUGGUGAUGCAGGAAAGCAAUACCAAAGACUUUAUGAUCCUAUUGAUUUAUUCAUAGAUCAAGAAGCAGUUGAUCCUAUGAUUUUAGCUUGUUUUAUUGAGUACAUAUUGAGAGAUUCUUUGGACUUGAGUUUGAAACAAUAUCCAGUACUCCUAGCCAAACCAUUCAUGUUUUCAAGUGAGGACGAGGAGAUUUUGAAAGAUAUUCUUUUUGGAGCUGGAAUACCUGCACUUCAUAUCGAACACUCUUACACAUUGAUUUCCUUAUAUUAUGGAAUGCCUAAUUGUACAAUAAUAGAUAUACGCCCAGAUUAUGUAGGUGUUGCAGUUGUAGAAAAUGGAAAACCAUUACCAACAUCAACAUUCUUCUCACCAGACUUGACUAAUUUUAAACAUCAUAUUAAAGCUCACUAUGAUAUGGACUGGCCAAACAAGUUCGUCCAACAAAAUGCAAUAGUAAGAAUUGAUGAAGAUGAUAGUUCAUCAGUUCAGUAUGGAUUUGGAGAGUUAUUUUACACAACAAUUUUACCAUACAUUGAGGAAUUUUUACAAAAAUUAGAGAAUGCUCCUCCAAGUACAAUUAUUAGAGGUGAAUUAUCACUUGUUCCGGGGCUUGUAACAAGAUUAAUUAAGGAUCUUUCUGGAAAAUUUGUGGAGAAAAACUUUACAUUCACUCACGACCCUGAAAAUUGUGUUUGGGAUAUUUUGAAGGGAGGUAAAAUAAUGUCAAAUCUAAGUGAUUUCAAAGAAAAAUGUCAAAAGAGUGGAAACUAUGAACAAGUUUGCCAUCCUUCGCAAUAUGCUACUUUUGAUCAACUUUCUCAAAAAAUCAAACAAUCAAAUAACAAGUAA